CGGUUGAAGAUUGUAAGUGGAUUGCUCAAGAUGACAAAGUGAAGGGUGUUGCCAACUCUUGAUCUUGUCUGGUCGUAUCAUAUCCAGUAAACAAAGCAUAUUGCAAAGAUUCGAGAAACAUUAGACACAGUGCAAGCUGCUUUCAUCUCCAGUUCCCUAACUCUAAAGAUCAAGACUCUGUCUUCUCUUCAGACUUCAAAGUUGAAGAGAUUUUAUCAAGUCUUGAGUAUCUCCUAUAAACGGAGCAAAUGGCGACAAAUAGCUUCACAGGAGUAGCCAGCAUUCACAUCAUUGAGGCUACAGGACUGAGGCCUGUGGCACUGCCUGGGGGAAAGACACUCAGCAUUAUGGACCCCUAUGUAGUUGUGGACUUUAACAACAUAUUCUUUGGUAGAACUGUAGCCAGGAAGCAAACUGUGAAUCCAAUAUGGGGUGAAACUCUGACAGAAAGUGUUACGGAUGCUCAGAUGAUGCAGUUCACACUCUUCCACAAUUCACUCAUCCCACCCGAUAGAUUCCUGGCACAUGCUCAGAUCUACGUAUCAGAAAUGAUGCAGCUCAAUCAGCAAGGCCAUGAAGAGCACGAGUACGGUCUGGAGCCAGCUGGGAGCAUUCGGUUUCGCAUUGAUUUCAAAGAGCCCUGGGGAGGAACAAGAAGGCAGUUUGUUGCCAGGAGUCAGGUAAGGAGGGGCCACAGAGGGGCUGUGAGGAGAAAGAUACACAUUGUCAAUGGCCACAAGUUCAUGGCAACUUUUCUCAGACAGUUCACCUUCUGUUCUCACUGCAAUGAGUUUAUCUGGGGUAUUGUGAACAAGCAAGGAUAUCAAUGUGUAGUGUGCUCGCAGGUGGUUCACAAACGCUGUCACACAUCAGUGCUCACAGAAUGUCCAGGUAGCAAAGCAGAGGGAUCAGUAGUUCGCAGGAAGGAGUUGGAUGAGAAUGCUACUGGUCGAUUUAGCAUCAACGUCCCUCACCGCUUCAAAGAGCACAACUACAAGAGGCCGACCUUCUGUAGUCUGUGUGGUUCUCUUCUCUGGGGAAUUGUACGGCAAGGACUCAAAUGUGACAUCUGUGGCCUCAAUGUUCACAAGCGGUGUCAGCAGUCUGUUCCAUGUAACUGUGGCAUCAACUCCAAGGAUCUGGCUGACGUGCUCAAGGAGAUGAGAAUCACACCAGAGCAACUCAGAGCAAAACCCUCUAUUAGUCGUCGGUCGCAGGGCCCUCCUGCUGAGAAUGGUCUCCCCCCCGACAGUUCCUCUCCAUCUAUUCCCGCUCCAAUACGAGCCAGCAACAUACCCAUAGAGCUGCCCAAGAGCCUUGACAGGAAAAUGACUUUAGACGAUUUCAGUUUCCUUAAGGUACUUGGCAAGGGCAGCUUCGGCAAGGUGAUGCUAGCAGAGAUGAAAGGCUCGGACCAAGUCUUUGCCAUCAAAGUCCUUCGGAAAGACGUCAUUGUUCAAGAUGACGAUAUAGAGUGUACGCUGACAGAGAAGAGAGUUUUGGCCAUGGCGGGUCAGCAUCCUUACCUAACCUCUAUGCACUCUUGCUUUCAGACUGAUAACCGCCUAUUCUUCGUGAUGGAGUACGUCAAUGGAGGUGACCUAAUGUUCCAAAUUCAGAGGGCACGGAAGUUUGACGAGGACAGAGCUCGGUUCUACUCAGCAGAAAUCAUCCUGGCUCUCCUCUUCUUGCACAACAGAGGAAUCAUUUACAGAGAUCUAAAGCUGGAUAACAUCUUAUUGGAUGCUGAUGGUCAUGUGAAGGUAGCAGACUUUGGGAUGUGCAAGGAGAACAUACGGGACGGCAAACUGACCUCAACCUUCUGUGGUACCCCAGACUAUAUUGCACCUGAAAUCCUCGAGGAGAAGGACUACGGCCCGUCUGUAGACUGGUGGGCCCUGGGGGUGCUUAUGUACGAGAUGAUGGCCGGGCAGCCACCCUUCGAGGCAGACAACGAAGACGAGCUGUUUGAGGCCAUCUUGAAUGACGAGGUUCUCUACCCCGUCUGGCUGAGCAGAGAGGCCAACUCCAUACUCAGAGGGUUUCUGACCAAGAACCCAACACGGCGCCUGGGUUGUCAGCCCGGCAUUGGAGAGCGGCAGAUCAAAGGUCACCCCUUCUUCAGAACAAUUGACUGGGAGGGGUUAGAGAAUAGGGAAAUACAGGCACCAUUCAGACCCCAAGUUAGAUCAAAACGGGACUUCAGUAACUUUGAUGUUGACUUUAUAUCAGAGCGAGCAAAUCUCACACCUGUUGACAAAGAUCUCGUCAAAAGUGUUGUCAAUCAAGGCGAUUUUGUAGGAUUCACGUACACUAAUUCUGAGUUCCACGAUUAAAACUAUAUAUAGCCAAUUUCUUUUUGCGUUCAUGUGCACACAUCUGCUAGAUAGUUUCCAAAAGCAUAUCCUUGUAAGUCACUGUUUAUUUUAUUGCCUUUUGCAUUCUCUAAAUGUAGUUUUUGAGUAUAAUUAUUAUUAUAAUGUACAGCUGAGAUUUGAAAUUUGUGUUUGUUUGUGUAUAACUAUAGAGUUUGGUUUUUCAGGUGCUAUAAACUUUCUUCUCUUUG
Molecule: messenger RNA, 2566 nt
Organism: Halichondria panicea
Lineage: Eukaryota; Metazoa; Porifera; Demospongiae; Suberitida; Halichondriidae
Product: calcium-independent protein kinase C-like
Exons: 14
Coding region: 249-2336 (695 amino acids)
Biological process (GO): protein phosphorylation
Cellular component (GO): nucleus; cytoplasm
Molecular function (GO): diacylglycerol-dependent serine/threonine kinase activity; ATP binding
Source: RefSeq, a predicted model, not a curated record